AUGAGGCGCCGGCUGCUGCUGGCGUGCCUGGCUCUGCUGGUGCUGGUGCUGGUGGCGCCGCGGGCGGCCGUGGCGCGGGAGUACGCGGCCGUGUUCAGCUUCGGGGACUCCCUGUCGGACACCGGCAACCUCUGCGUGGACGGCAUCCCGGACUACCUCGCCACGGCGCGGUCGCCGUACGGCAUGACCUACUUCGGCUACCCCACGGGGCGCGUCUCCGACGGCCGCGUCGUCAUCGACUUCAUCGCGCAGGAGCUGGGGCUGCCGCUGCUGCCGCCGUCCAAGGCGAAGAACGCGACGUUCCACCGCGGCGCCAACUUCGCCAUCACGGGCGCCACGGCGCUGGGCAUGGACUUCUUCGAGGAGCACGGCCUGGCGCGCGCCGUGUGGAGCUCCGGCUCCCUCCACACCCAGAUCGGGUGGUUCCGCGACAUGAAGCCCAGCAUCUGCAGCUCCCCGCAAGAGUGCCGGGAGCUGUUCCGGCGGUCGCUGUUCGUGGUGGGCGAGUUCGGGGGCAACGACUACGGGUCGACCAUCUUCUCGUUCCGGCCGCUGGAGGAGGUGCACGCGCUGGUGCCUCACGUGGUGGGCGCCAUCGCGCGGGGCGUGGAGGAGCUGAUCGCGGAGGGCGCCGUGGACCUGGUGGUGCCGGGGCUGCUCCCCACCGGCUGCUUCCCCAUGUUCCUGUCCACGUUCAGCGACAAGCCGGCCGCGGCGUACGGGCCCCGGAGCGGGUGCGUCAAGGAGCUCAACACGCUGUCGUGGGUGCACAACGCCGCGCUGCAGCGCAAGGUCGAGGAGCUCCGCGCCAGGCACCCCGCCGUGCGCAUCGUCUACGCCGACUACUACACGCCCGCCAUCCAGUUCAUCCUCCACGCCGAGGAGUACGGGAUGCUGAAGCAGAUGCCACGAGCCUGCUGCGGUGCACCGGGCGUGGGGGAGUACAAUUUCAACCUGACGUCCAAGUGCGGGGAACCGGGGGCGUACGCGUGCCAGGACCCCUCCAACCAUUGGAGCUGGGACGGCGCCCACCUGACCGAGGCAGCCUACGGCCACAUCGCCAAGGGCUGGCUCUACGGGCCUUUCGCUGACCCACCAAUCCUCCACCCCUGA
Messenger RNA from Miscanthus lutarioriparius, 1113 nucleotides. NCBI's taxonomy places the organism in Eukaryota, Viridiplantae, Streptophyta, Magnoliopsida, Poales, Poaceae. The record is from the annotation of a GenBank genome assembly.